Molecule: messenger RNA, 2418 nt
Organism: Mus musculus (house mouse)
Lineage: Eukaryota; Metazoa; Chordata; Mammalia; Rodentia; Muridae
Gene: Timm21
Product: translocase of inner mitochondrial membrane 21
Exons: 6
Coding region: 228-962 (244 amino acids)
Biological process (GO): protein import into mitochondrial matrix; mitochondrial respiratory chain complex IV assembly; mitochondrial respiratory chain complex I assembly
Cellular component (GO): mitochondrial membrane; TIM23 mitochondrial import inner membrane translocase complex
Source: RefSeq, marked validated
GUUUCCCGGGAUGCUUUGCGAAAGCAUGGCGGCCACUUUGUGAGUGUCCGCAAGACGGUUAAAUAGGGCAUUUUAAUUCAAGAGAGGAAUAAGAAAAGUGGUACCUAACAUCUCUUAUAGAUUAUUUUCAUCUUGAUAUCCGCCUAACACAAUGCUUAAUAUCCGCCUGAGUGUGUGGAUUACAAACCUUUAGAAGUUGCGGUCCUGAAGCCUGAGUUUUUGUAAACAUGAUUUGUGCUUUUCUACGAGUUGUACAGCAUGCGGAGAAGCUGCACGGGUCCUUGGGCAGGCAGUUGUUGCCACAUUUUGUGUUCACCAAAGCUUGCUUUAAAACUCAGCCUUUGAGAUGGGGGCUGCGAGAGCAGAAGAUAACAGUACAACCUAGAACUGUCCUUAGGUUCACCCAGAAAACUUUCUGGACACAAGGACCGGACCCCCGGAAAGCAAAGGAGGAUAGUACCAAGCAAGUGUCUAUUCGCAGAAAUCAAAGAGAGGAAACCGGCGUCUCAAUGUCUCAGAAAGUGAGAGAAGCUGGGAGAGACGUCAGCUACUUGAUAGUGGUGCUCUUUGGAGUCGGCCUUACAGGCGGCUUGUUAUACGCGAUCUUCAAAGAACUGUUUUUUUCGUCCAGCCCUAAUAUCAUAUAUGGGAAAGCCUUAGGAAAAUGCAGAACACACCCUGAGGUGAUUGGUGUAUUUGGUGAGCCUUUGAAAGGCUACGGGGAAAUGUCGAGACGUGGGCGGAGACAGCAUGUCCGUUUUUCUGAAUAUGUAAACAAUGGGCUAAAGCGCAUCCGUGUGAAAUUCUACAUUGAGGGCUCUGAACCAGGGAAGCAAGGAACGGUACAUGCAGAAGUGGAAGAGAACCCAGGGAGUGGCCAGUUUGAAUUUCGAUACAUAUUUGUGGAAGUGACUCCUACAAGAUCUAUUAUUGUUGAAGAUAACCGUUCCGAACAAAGUUAAAAGCCUCAAGCCAGCGUACUGCUUCCUGCCAAGAGUGAACGGAUCUGUUCUCACUGUGACCCUCAAUUCUCUUCCAGAAUGUUCAGAACAAGAGUAAAGUGCGUCACACAGAAAGGAAGUGCAGUGUGAGUGUUCAUGAGUUUGGAUCAACUGAGGUCUUUCUUACAAAAAAAACCAUGAAAUGUAGCAACUUUUACAUUAUAUUCAAUUGCCAAUCAUGACAGUAUUUCAGCUCUACCUUCAUGAUAAACUUUUGUUACUAAAAUUUAUAUACACACAUAAGUAAAGUUUUAAGUAUUUUAUGCUGUUUAAUGUUGUGUGGCUUUUAUACAAUCUACAGAAUAAAGAAAACUAACUAGAAGAUGUUAAAAGCAUUUUUAUUUACUUUGGAAUCUAAUUUGAGAUAAGGGAGAAAGCACACUGCCUAAGCAGGGCAUGGCUCACUCCACCUUUGCCUGUGCCCUCACAGGUUGUAGCGUGUCAGACCUCCCCAUUCUGUGGCUGCCAGAGUUACUGUUGGUGGACCAUGGAUGUCCCAGCUCUCAGAAGAAUGGACCUGGUGCUAUUGAGUAAAUGUAUAUAGGAGCCUCAUUUAAGUGUUUUAAUGUGUUUGGACAAAGCUCUAAUUUUACAUAUUUGCAAGAACAUUUCACAAGAAAAACUAAUUUGGCUUGUCCAAACAUAACAAAACAUAAUAUAUAACCUGUUCCUUUUGGAAGUGUUUUCUGAACAUUUGUUAAACUUGGCCUUCCUCUUGGAAGUUUUGAUCAUACAAGUGUUCUAUGCAUUUAGAAAGGUCUAGAAAACUUUCUUUAUCCUGAGGAGCUUAAAUGUAGGAUUACUUCUGUGGUGUUUCUUCCAACGUUGGAAUAGGUGGAGAGGUUUCAGAUGGGUUCUUGAUAUGGUGGCCUAUUGAGGGAAGUCUGUCUACCCCACACCCAAACCCCUGGACAUCUCUCCGCUCAGCUUAGUUGAUCUUACUUUGUUUACUUUUAACUACUUUGGUUUCUUGCUAAAUAAAUAGCCCUGGCUAGCCAUAAACUUUUCAACUGCUUGCCUUAGUCUCUCUGGCGCUAUAUUUACAAGCAUGAAUCAUCACUCCCACGUUUAAAUGACUUUUUUCAUAAAUCUGAAAUUUUUCAUACUUAGGGAAUAUAGAAAAUAUCAGCAGAGCUUGUCUUCCUGGUACCACAUUUUAAGUGACAAGGUUUGUAUAUGUUUGGCCCAGGGAGUGGCCUUACUGGAGUGGAUGUGGCCUUGUUGGCAUGGGAUUUAAUGCCUUUGUCCUAACUGCCUGGAGGCCAGUAUUCUGCUACCAGCCUUCAGAUGAAAAUGUAGAACUCUCAGCUCUUCCUGCACCAUGCCUGCCUGGAUGCUGCUCAUCUUGUUCCCACCUUGAUAAUAGACAACUUUUAAACCUGUAAACCAGCCCCAAUUAAAUGUUGUCCUUAAAAGA